AUGGACCAGGCAACGGUACAUGGGGUUGAUCCUCACGCGUAUACAAGUGGCCGGUGGCUUCGAAACGAUAGGCAUCAACGCCAGAUACGCCAUGUUGAUAUCAAUUUUGACGAACUCUGCCGAAGAGUAAUGGAAUUAUCCAGCGGAGCCAAAUUGAUCACAAAUUGCGACAAACAGGAAGGCGGUUUCAACAGGGUGUUCAUUUUCACCAUGGACGACCAUUCACGCGUUGUGGCGCGACUGCCUUUCGCAUUAGCUGGCCCCGCGAAAUUAGCCACGGCUUCUGAAGUGGCGACUAUCCAAUAUUUACAGAGCAAUACCAGUAUUCCAAUCCCUAAAAUACUUGACUGGAGCGACGACGCGUCGAACAGUGUUGGAAGCGAAUAUAUUAUCAUGGAACAUGCGGCAGGAGUUCAGUUACAACAGAAGUGGCCCUAUAUGUCAGGCGAUCAGAAGGUUCGAUGUAUAGAUGCCAUCUACAGAAAGCUUAAAGAGAUGGCCGACAUUGACUUUCCAGCCUAUGGAAGCUUAUAUCUUUCCGCCACUUCAUUGGGAUCUUUCUCUGGGUUACCACUAAAUGGCGGCUUUCGCCUCGGACCCCACUGUGGAACAAGAUAUUGGGAUUGUGGCGAGCGCAGAUACUACCAGCAUACACUUCCCAAUCAAGGCCCUUGGUUGACCAUGAAGGGAUACUCUGAUGGCCUUGUGGAUGCAGGUCUUUCAAGAGUUCCACUGAAAGACUCCCAGCUCCCAAAUCGACCAUUCUAUCAUGGCUCAGUUCAGUCACAUUUCGACCUUCUCGAACGGGGUCGUAUAGUGCUCCAUUCGAUGUCUGCAAAUACCCAACUACAUGAUGCAGCUGCGCCGACCCUCUUUCACCCCGACCUGCAUAAGAGGAACAUAUUUGUUUCGGAUGAUGAUCCCUCGAUUAUAACUGGCAUUAUUGAUUGGCAGUCAUCCAGCAUAGAGCCAGCCUUCUGGUAUGCGGAUGAGGUUCCGGACUUUGCAAUUUGUUCGCCUUCCCCCGAAUCGUCUUCUGGGAAUCUAAACAACAGCGAGCUAUGCAGAAAAACCUUCGAAGUCUGUACUCAAUUCCUCACCCCAAAGCUCGCCCUCCCUAGGAUGAUGGAUGAAGGCAUGUUCCGACCGUUUAGGUACUGCUACAGAACGUGGAAAGAUGGCGCUGUUGCUUUCAGGCAGGAGCUCAUUGAAACUUCCAGGGACUGGGAGGCGCUAGGACUCGUCGGCUCGUGUCCAUUUGUUUUACCGAGACCGGAAGAACUGACUGUUCAUCGGAAGGAAUACAAAUGCUUUGAGGCGGCCCAGAACCUAAAGCGUGAUUUGUCAAGCUUGCUUGAUUGUGCGUCUGAUGGAUGGGUUCCUCCAGAGAUUUGGGAAGAGGCAAAAGUACAAAACAAGGCAAUGUUCGAUGGGAUGUUGCAAGCUGUUCUGACAAAUGAAGAUCCCGACGAGGAUGAACCAAUUAGGGAUGAAAAGGACCUGAGAGAUAUCUGGCCCUUUGAUUUGCCGGACGAGUAA
Molecule: messenger RNA, 1539 nt
Organism: Penicillium psychrosexuale
Lineage: Eukaryota; Fungi; Ascomycota; Eurotiomycetes; Eurotiales; Aspergillaceae
Product: aminoglycoside phosphotransferase family protein
Exons: 4
Coding region: 1-1539 (512 amino acids)
Cellular component (GO): mitochondrion
Source: RefSeq, a predicted model, not a curated record